UUUGAUACAUGGGAUAAAGCAGAAUAUUCAAAAUUAAAUUGAAGUUUAAUCUUAUACCUUCAUCAAAUAUACAAUAACUUCAAACUUAAAUCCUAGAUAUUAAUCACCUUCAUCAAAUAUACAAUAAUUUUAAACUUAAAUCCUAAAUAUUUCUCCUUUUUACAUCUAAUAACUUAAGUACAUAUUACUGGUUCAAAAAUUAUAAACGGAGUACUAUAUUAUUUUUGAGGAGUAUCAAGAAAAAAAUGGCAAAGGCGAGGUGACUAAUUUCUGGGAAGCAAAUGAAGAGAAAUUUGCAUAACACUAUUAAUAUUCACACUUGCCUCUUUCCAAAUCCAUGUUUUUCACACUUUUCAAAAAAAACAUUGCCAACUCAUUUCUAGAAGCCAUCUAAUGUCAUCCCACGAAUGCUAUAGCCGCAAACGCGUCAACCUUUCUUCUCUUGUCGGUCACUUUUGUUCAACAUUUAUAAAGGGGUUGUUUUACCUAUGUUGUCCUUGUACUUGACGGAGGUUUCAAAGCUUGCUUGAAUAUUCCUUCUACCUGAAACCAUCUACUAUGUUUUAGAUAAAAAGCCAUGUGAAAAAAAUCACAUUUUUUGGUUUUGUUUAUAGUUCUUGAAUGCUUCAGUGUGCCAAAGAUUUGAUUUCGGUAAGGUGGUCUUGAUUUUCUUGAUAUAAAACGAUGUACCUUUCUUGAAUUUGGGUAUUUUUGAUAUAAUUAAGAAAUUAGGGGUUGAUUCAUACGAGUGCUUGAUCUUUGAUUAUUAGUGAAAUUGGUGGAACAUUAUAGUUUCUUGUUUAUGCAUUUGAUUUUGAAGAUUGAGAAAGUUCAAGUCUCUGUAUUUGCAAUUGAUUGAUAGAUUUGAGUUGUUGGGGUUAUUGGGAAUAGUUUGAAAUUUUGAUAGAAAACAAGAUGGUUGGAUCUACGGAAGGAGUAACGAGUAAUAAGUACCCGAAUGGGUUGAUUCAAAGUACUAAUGGUUCUGUAGAGGAGAAGGUCGAUGAGCUACGUCGAAUUUUUGGUAAAGUGGAUGGUGAUCCAUUGAGAAUUGUGGGUGUUGGAGCAGGAGCAUGGGGCAGUGUAUUUGUAGCAAUGUUGCAGGAUGCAUAUGGGAAUUUACGAGAGAAGGUGCAGAUUAGAAUAUGGAGGAGAGCUGGAAGAGAUGUUGAUAAAGCAACUGCUGAGCAUUUAUUUGAGGUGAUCAAUUCAAGGGAAGAUGUGUUAAGGAGGCUGAUUAGACGAUGUGCAUACUUGAAGUAUGUUGAGGCAAGAUUAGGUGAUAGGACACUACAUGCCGAUGAGAUUUUGAAAGAUGGCUUUUGUUCGAAUAUGAUUGACACGCCACUUUGCCCUUUAAAGGUCGUUACCAAUUUGCAGGAGGCUGUGUGGGAUGCUGAUAUUGUCAUUAAUGGUUUGCCAUCAACAGAAACUAGGGAAGUAUUUCAAGAAAUUAGUCGGUAUUGGAAGGAACGUAUUACUGUUCCGGUCAUUAUAUCCUUGGCAAAGGGAAUAGAGGCCGAGCUCGGGCCUGAACCCCGCAUUGUUACCCCAACACAAAUGAUUAACAGAGCAACUGGAGUUUCAAUUGAAAACAUCUUGUAUCUUGGUGGACCUAAUAUUGCAUCAGAGAUUUACAAUAGAGAAUAUGCCAAUGCUCGGAUAUGUGGAGCUGAGAAAUGGCGGAAAGCUCUAGCGAGAUUUUUGAGGCAGCCACAUUUUAUUGUAUGGGACAAUGGUGACCUGGUAACUCAUGAGGUCAUGGGUGGUUUAAAGAAUGUAUACGCAAUUGGAGCUGGUAUGGUAGCAGCUCUUACUAAUGAAAGUGCCACGAGCAAGUCAGUAUACUUCGCACACUGUACAUCUGAGAUGAUAUUCAUUACACAUCUCUUGGCGGAAGGACCUGAGAAGCUUGCUGGGCCACUUCUGGCUGAUACAUAUGUGACCCUGUUGAAAGGUCGUAAUGCUUGGUAUGGCCAAAAGUUGGCCAAAGGGGAAAUAAACCUUGAUAUGGGUGACAGCAUCAAAGGAAAGGGGAUGAUACAGGGAGUUUCAGCAGUAAAAGCCUUUUAUGAGCUACUAAGUCAGUCCAGUUUAAACGUUUAUCGUCCUGAUGAAAACAAACAUGUAGCUCCUGUUGAACUUUGUCCUUUAUUGAAGACAUUGUACAAAAUACUGAUAAUGAGGGAGGUUUCAUCAGAGGCUAUUCUUCAGGCAUUGAGAGAUGAAACUAUGAAUGAUCCACGUGACCGUAUUGAGAUUGCACAAGGCCAUGCCAUCUACAGACCUUCGUUACUGGGGCAGUAGCCUUGAUUAAGAGACCUUUGGACGCCACCAUCACGCACUAUCCAACUAUUCCAAGUUCUUCGGCAGUGAAGUUGCUUCUGAAAUUAGGUGUUGUAUGUUCAAUCAAUUUUGUAAUAUGCUCUUUAGACAAUUUGGUUAUCAGGACUAUGCUAUACUGAAGCACGAAAAUUGUUGUAUAAUGUUCUUUGAUUUAUUCAAUCUUUCACUUUA
This is a messenger RNA of Capsicum annuum, 2517 nucleotides long. Its product is annotated as probable glycerol-3-phosphate dehydrogenase [NAD(+)] 1, cytosolic. Gene Ontology annotation, cellular component: cytosol; glycerol-3-phosphate dehydrogenase (FAD) complex. Gene Ontology annotation, molecular function: glycerol-3-phosphate dehydrogenase [NAD(P)+] activity; NAD binding. The transcript is spliced from 5 exons. Lineage: Eukaryota; Viridiplantae; Streptophyta; Magnoliopsida; Solanales; Solanaceae. The record is from RefSeq and is a predicted model, not a curated record. Gene Ontology annotation, biological process: carbohydrate metabolic process; glycerol-3-phosphate catabolic process. The coding region runs from base 916 to 2307 and encodes 463 amino acids.